This is a messenger RNA of Acipenser ruthenus (sterlet), 3790 nucleotides long. RefSeq names its product 55 kDa erythrocyte membrane protein-like. Bases 327 to 1754 code for a protein of 475 amino acids. The transcript is spliced from 12 exons. Gene Ontology annotation, molecular function: signaling receptor binding. Gene Ontology annotation, cellular component: cell-cell junction; plasma membrane. The record is from RefSeq and is a predicted model, not a curated record. Lineage: Eukaryota; Metazoa; Chordata; Actinopteri; Acipenseriformes; Acipenseridae.
GCCUCUUGCACGUAACUGUCAAGGAAGCUGCAGUGAGCAAUGAGCUUCAGCCCCCUCCUCCGUCACUCAUGUUUACUUGCUUUGUCAGCUGAGCUCGGUAAGGCUGGUUUGUGUGCCUCCUUGCACCCUGAAACCGGACUUAGGACUUCAACCUUGAAAGAGACUUUAUCAACGAGUUACGGCUUGCUGACGGCCCUUUUCUCCCCUUCCCAGACGGCAGCAGCGUAACGGAACCAACAGAACGGCGACGUGAAGGCUACUCGUUUAGUUAAUUACAACCACCAGUAGUCUAGCAGUAACAAUAGCAAUUGUAUUUAACCUUUAACAUGACACUCAAAUCUAAUAAAAACGAGCCCGCUGCCGUAUUUGAGCGAGUCAACAGUGCACAUACCUCGCUUUCAGACCUGUACCUGGAGCAGCUACUGCAGAACAAAACCAAGCCGGAAAAGGUGGUGAUGCAGACGCAGGAAGCCGCGGGAGAGGAGGUGUACACCAACGGGAGCCACCGAUUGGGCAGCACCAACGGCCCUUCCAUGAACGGGAAGGAGCUCACCAAGAUGCGCCUGGUGCAGUUUGAGAAGAGCGCUACAGAGCCAAUGGGGGUCACACUGAAACUGAAUGAGAAGCAGCGAUGCACAGUGGCCAGGAUCCUGCAUGGAGGAAUGAUUCACAGACAAGGUUCUCUCCAUGUGGGAGAUGAGAUUGCUGAAAUCAAUGGGAGCAGUGUAGCUAAUCAGUCCGUGGAUCAGCUGCAAAAGAUGUUGAAAGAUACUACCGGAGUCGUCACCUUUAAGAUCAUCCCCAACCAGCAAGCCCAGUCCCUAGCAUUUGAGAUGUACAUGAGAGCUCAGUUUGACUACGAUCCAACGAAAGAUGAUCUCGUACCAUGCAAGGAAGCUGGUCUCAAAUUCAAAACAGGUGACAUCAUCCAGAUUAUCAACAAGCAAGAUCCAAACUGGUGGCAAGGCAGGCUGGAGGGCUCAGAGUCAGAGUUCGCAGGUCUGAUCCCCUCCCCUGAACUGCAGGAGUGGCGUGUAGCGAGCAAAACCAAGUCCAGUGAGCAGGGCACCCAGUCCUGCAGCCCCUUCGGGAAGAAGAAGAAAUGCAAAGACAAGUACCUGGCCAAGCACAGCUCAAUUUUUGAUCAGCUGGAUGUCAUUUCCUAUGAAGAGGUUGUGAAACUCCCUGCUUUCAACAGGAAAACGCUGAUUCUCAUAGGUGCCCCUGGAGUUGGAAGAAGCCAUAUCAAAAGCACUUUACUCACCAAGUACCCAGAGAAAUUUGAGUAUCCUUCCCCUCAUACCACCAGACCACAGAAGAAAGACGAAGAGCAAGGGAAACAGUAUUAUUUCAUUUCUCAGGAAUCCAUGACAAAGUGCAUCGCGGACAAUGAGCUGGUAGAGUACGGCAGCUUCCAGGGACACAUGUUCGGAACCAAGCUGGAAACCAUCCACAAGAUCCACGAGAAGGGCAGGAUUGCACUCCUGGACAUAGAGCCCCAGAUCCUAAAACUACUUCGAACUGCGGAGUUCGCGCCGCUAGUGGUGUUCAUCGCCCCGACCAACACAGCCAAUCAGUCCGAAUCUUUGCAACAGAUCCAGAAGGACUCCGACGCCAUGCGCAGAGCGUAUGGACACUACUUUGACCUGUCGCUAGUUAACAAUGACGUGGAGGAGACUGUGAAGGGACUGGAGGAGGCGAUGGAGCGAGCCAGCACUGCCCCUCAGUGGGUCCCUGUGUCCUGGGUUUAUUGAUCACAGGUCUUAGUAACAAAACAGUAGCCUACUUCAUUAUUCACAAUGUACCCCCUUUUUAAAGAUCACUAAACUCUCUUUUUUUUUUGUUUUCCACUUUUCAAAGUUGCAGAAUCACAUUAGAAUGCACUUGUACUUUUGUCUGAGAACUGUUUGGAUGUGCAAGUUCCAAUGAGAAACUAGCAUGGGUUGAAGUUUAUGCCUCUGGUAAAUGCUUGUGCAAGUGUUUUGCCUAUGGAUACAGAACAGAUGAACUGGCAGCAAUAAUACUGGGGCCGCAUCUCUGCUACAGUGGCUUCUCAGGUGCCAAUGGUGGAGAUUACUCGUCUAUUAACACAGGGCAAGGCCCACGAUACCAGUCUCUCCAGAUUGGGUAAACCCAGGGUCAAAUCUCAGGGAGAUUAACAUAUGGAGGGUUAGGAUUUGAAAUCAGACUGUACAAGUGACAAGCCUUUCACACUGGCACUGCUACCCAGGUCCCAGUGACCCACCUUAUGAUGUGGGUUGACACACUUUGACCCAGGCUGAGCAAGACAAAAUGCUCGACGGCCGUUCGUGAGCCGGCACAGUAACAGCCACGCCUGCGUGAAGGUUUCACUUCUGCAAAGAACAUUUCUGUUUAGCCCUAUUUUUGUUGCUUGAGACACAGCAUGAACCAGAUUGCAGCAGGGAUGUAGAAAUGUUUGCUGUAAUCAAAAUUUGGGCUGACGGUUCAGUCUAGAGAAGCUUGGGUGGAAGAAUUAGUAACAAACUGCUUCCAGGGCAUUGAUAUGAGCAUAGUGUACUUGCAUCCGUCACCCAAAUCAACCCUAACUUUAUCAAAAGCAGUGUGAAAUUGUGUACCCGACUCGCAUAACACCAGGUCCUGCCCAGAUAGCUCAUGCCAGUAUGAAAGAGGCUUUAAGAAAACCAAAGGAUGACGUGAGGAAAUGGGAACCUACAACUUUGUUGGUGUUUUUUUUUGUAUGUUUUACAAAAAGGUUAGCUGUGCAUUUACAUUACAGAACAGUACAGUUGUGUGGCAGAGAUCCAUUAAAGUGUUUCAGCCCAUGUUUUGCUGGAACGUAUUUGAAUGCAUGCCAGAUAAGUGUGUAUCAGUUCAGCACAUCAUUAUUCUAGUAGAGAACUGACUCAAUUCAAGUAAAUGUCAGUGUUUGAAAUGGAUCAGGUAUUGAAAGGACUUGCGUCAUAACAAAAUUAUGUGCAGAUUGAUGCAAAGGAUUAUUGCUUGAUUUUCACCAUGCUAUGCUGACAAAUAGGCAGUUUCCCCAUCCCCACAAGCUAGAGUAGAGAUUUGUUUGUUCAAUCUGCAUGCAAAGAAACGUGUUUAUUUUAUCCUCCAUACGUAAAACAUACAUUUUGGCUUAGCCAUGUUAUUUACAGCUUUAAAAAAUAAAUAUAAAUAAAUGUGUAUCCACAGGUGCCUCCCUCCCAGGAAAGAUGGCUCUUUCCCCCCUCCCAAGGCACAUAAUCCCAUGAGCAAGUGCAAUAACACAUGUCUACAUGUCUUGCCCUUAAUUGGGGUCUACUUUGAGAACAUUGUCUUGUGUAACACGCACACGUGUGGGUACUGAAGUGAUCCCAUCUCCCUUUUAUUUCAUUGUUAUUUGGGACAGUUUAGUGUUGGGUUAUGGGAUUGUUUUUAUGCCAGGAUGCAUAUAAAAAUGGCAUGUGAUUCUGAAUUAAUAAAGCAGUGAAAGACUUUCUUUUUUUAAAGUGUCUAAACACAUUCUGUAUAUAGUCUUUAUAGAACAAAAGUUCAAGCUGACAGAAUUCAGGCUUUUAAAUAAAAUACAUAAAUUUUACGCUUACACUCAUCAGGUCCAUGUCCAUCAGAUUUAAUGAAAUAUCUGCUGGUCAAUCACAAUCACUUAUUUACAUUACAAAAAUAAUAAACCUGGUCUUAAAAGCCAUUACAAUAUAAAACAAACUUCAGCAUUUUUAGUUUACAGUAUUCAAGAUUGCUGGAAUAUGUUCAAAUACAAUGUUUAACAAAUCUCAUGAACUGCACACAAAAAAACAAAAAAAAAAAACAA